CUCCAACGGUGUUAUUGCUAAUGGCGUCACUUCGGCUCUCUCCCCAUAACAGACGCUCUGCAGUUUGCCUUCUUGACACACCUUUUGUUGUCUCGCCGAGCUAGAGUCGGCCAGCGGUUGCUAGCGAGCAUCACCAGCCUCAACUAACGUUACGUGAAGUUGGGGCAAAAGAGUAACUCCGAAGCCGUGGGAGCCACGAAGAGACGGCCGACACCCUGCCAGGAUGAGUGGUGAUGGUAUGAACCCAGCUGCAGUGGCUCAGCCAGUAGAGGAUGUCCAAGGAGAUGACCGGUGGAUGUCACAGCACACCAGGUUCGUGCAGGAGUGCAAGGAUGCUGAACCAGAAGUGCUUUUUGUGGGAGAUUCUAUGAUACAACUAAUGCAGCAGUAUGAGGUCUGGAGGGAAGUGUUCUCCCCUCUUCAUGCGCUCAACUUUGGCAUCGGAGGAGACACCACCUGUAAUGUGCUGUGGAGGCUACAGAAUGGAGAGCUGCAAAACAUCCAUCCCAAGGUGGUGGUGUUGUGGGUGGGAACCAACAAUUACAAACACACAGCAGAGCAGGUUGCAGGAGGAAUUCUUGCUAUUGCCCAGCUGCUUACCUCCCGCCUCCCCAAUGCAAAGGUAGUUGUGAUGGGUUUGUUGCCUCGAGGGGAGCAACCCAACCCACUGAGGCAGAAGAACGCGGCGGUGAACGACUUCCUGCGCUCCUGGCUGCCCCGCCUGGGCCAAGCUCUGCUCCUGGAUGUGAGCGGGGGGUUCGUUCACUCCGACGGAGCCAUCCACUCGCAGGACAUGUUUGACUUCCUCCACCUGACGUCGACAGGCUACCGCACCAUGGCGAAGGCCCUCAGCGACCUGUUGCUGCAGAUACUCAACGAGGCGCCAGAGGACAAGCGCGCGCCGCCGGUUUGAGGGCCGAGCGGCACGUCUAUCCAGAGACGUGUCUCACCCGCUGCUAUGGGAGGCGGGGUGAGACAUGUCCCUGCUGUCUGGAGGAGGAAUGGCUCACUCGUGAGGGUGAGACACCCCAAUGUGAGUGGGCCCAGGAGAGGAGUGGGAUCACAUUCAUGGGCGGAGGGUGCUGAAGAGGGGGAGAGACCUCACUACAGAUGUAGACACUGUGACUGCAGUAGUAACUUCUAUUGCGAGAUGAUUUACAAAGUCAGACUUCUCUGAAUAACAAACGGAUAUAAAAUGGCCUGUGGAUAAAAUGACUGUUUACCUCAGUCAUCAGUGCAGAGGAAAUAUGAUAGAAAUAGAAAAACAAUCGUAUUUCCUCCCCCGUGUUUUGUUUGAUAUCAGCAAAGCCGUUAGCUGUGCAGCUUCUCUAUUAACACUUUAGAAGUCCAGUGCACGGCAUACUCGCAGUAGGCAGAACAUUAUCUAACAUUGAGCAGUGGUUCCCAACCCAGUCAGUGGUACUGCUGAGAUGUAUUGUAGUGAGCAGUAUUUAACAACAACAAAAACAGCUCUCAAUGAGGCAAACGUCAUGUAAAAUAAUUACACAAAUGUAUUCUGAUAGUUUUGUUUGUCCAGUCGUUUGUGCGUGCUAUUUCAUAUACACUGCAAAACCAGGAGCACUUAUACUUCUAAAUGUUCACUUUCGAACUAAUUGGUUGUCUUUUUAAAUGGCUAAUCGACAUAAAUCAGAUCAAUGUAUAUCUGGAGAGUUAACUACUUUCCCACAAAGUACACUCACUGCUUCAUCCUUGUGUCACCUAAAAGCAUCACUGAACUAAAUGUGCACCUGAAACUUGAUGUUAUAGACUGCAUGCUUUUCAAAACAUGAAGUCAAAAUCACGUAUUCAUUCAUAGUCGUCAGUGAUGUGAGACAAACACUCCCCACCCUGUCGCUCCCACCCGGCUAGUGUAUUUACAUUUUACUUGUAGAAUUACAUUUCACUAUUUGUGUGCAGAUCUAUUUACUGUGACUAUUCAUACGUUUAGUUUUGUCAAACUAAGACCUGCCAGCUUUGAAAGUGUUGCUCCGAACAACUUGUUGACUGUUAACUGGAUAUCUUGAAUAGAAACAAAUAUGUCAAGGACCGUGUGUGUACACUGUUUUUCAGUCAUGAUACACUUCUAGUAAAGCACUUGAUUUUAUUUUUUCACAACCUAUAAAGACAAAACAGUAGAGACUUCAGCUCCAGCACUCCUUUCAUCUCAUUUUGCUGACCACAAGUUACUCCUCCCUCUCCCUCCUAAAUACAUAAAUAUACAGUAUUUUAUCUUAAAAGCACAUCUUUAUUCUGUUUCUCCCCUCUUUUAUCUCUCCGUGUUUGUUGUUGUUGUUGUUGUUGUUGACUCUCACCCUGCCUGGGCCCUGGCAUUUUCAUGUGGUGGAGUUACUGGAUAUAUUUUGGAGUAAAAAGUAGCCACACGGUUAAGCUACUAAUGACGCUUCGACUGAAUAUUGUCACGCUAAAUGCUAAAAAGCAAACACGGGUCAUGUUAAAAAAAAAAAAAUUUGUUUGUGAGCUUCUACUGUAGCUUAGUUAUUUCUUCUGUUCAAAUCGCGGCUGAGAGUCUCUGGAUCGUCGACAUCCUCUGACGCUCCUGCUGUCUUAAGGUGUGUGUGUGUGUGUGUGUGUGUGACCCCGGCUAUAUAUAAGAGGUGUGAAGCUUGAGGAAGUGAUGCUUGAAGGGGGGUUCAGAUUGUGGGAGUGUGUGUUUGGUGCGAUACAGCAUUUGCACUGUUUUGGCUCGUUGUCAUGUUAUUGAGGUAAAGCAUUCCAAUAAAAACAAAGACGGAUCUAA
Molecule: messenger RNA, 2758 nt
Organism: Pseudoliparis swirei
Lineage: Eukaryota; Metazoa; Chordata; Actinopteri; Perciformes; Liparidae
Gene: pafah1b2
Product: platelet-activating factor acetylhydrolase 1b, catalytic subunit 2
Exons: 6
Coding region: 224-913 (229 amino acids)
Source: RefSeq, a predicted model, not a curated record